CAAACUUCCCCAUUUUUUCUUGCAACCAAAAUGACCAAAAGCAUCCUCGUCGUCCUUACCUCACACGAUCAGCUGCUGACCGGCAAGCCGACCGGCUGGUACCUACCCGAGCUCGCCCACCCAUACUAUGCCUUUAAGAAGGCCGGCUACACGCUAACUGCUGCCUCGCCUAAGGGCGGCAAGGCCCCGCUCGACCAGACCAGCGUGGAAAUGUUCAAGGAGGACGCAGAGUGCAAGCAGUUCCUCAAUGACUCGGAAGCUCAAGAGUUUGUCAACAACACCAAGAAGUUGAGCGAGGUCGAUACAAAGGGCACCGGAUACGAUGCGAUCUUCUACCCUGGCGGCCACGGCCCAUGUUUUGAUCUCCCAGAGGACGCGCACUCGAACGAGCUCAUUAAGAACUUCUUCGAGAGCAAGCGCCCCGUCUCGGCAGUCUGCCACGCUCCCGUCGCCUUUUGCAACACCAAGCUGAGCGACGGAUCGUACAUCCUGAAGGACCGCCAAGCCGUCGCCUUUACCAACGAGGAGGAGGAGCAGGCCGGUAUGACUGACGCGAUCCCGUACCUUGUCGAGACCAGGAUGAUAGAGCGCGGCGCCAAGUUUGAAAAGUCAUCGCCAUGGCAGGAGAAGGUGCUCGUCGACAAGGACUCCGAGGGCCGUGUGCUCAUCACUGGCCAGAACCCUGCCAGUGCUGCGGGAGUUGGCCAGGCCAUUAUCAAGGCGCUUGCAUGAGACGGUCCCUUUCUCGAAGAAACAGACGCCACAAUGGCUGUAGCUGUAACUGUGACUUUGUUGAGUGUUCAGCAAAAAAUCGAUUGCAAUCCAACCAGUGUUGUGUAGGCGGGUGGCAGCUUUUGAACAGAGAACUAUGCUACAUGUGCGCGCGAGCGAGUAUGUACGAACGGAUGAAUACGAACAAAUACC
Tilletiaria anomala UBC 951 is the source of this 924-nucleotide messenger RNA. RefSeq names its product class I glutamine amidotransferase-like protein. The record is from RefSeq and is a predicted model, not a curated record. Lineage: Eukaryota; Fungi; Basidiomycota; Exobasidiomycetes; Georgefischeriales; Tilletiariaceae. The coding region runs from base 31 to 732 and encodes 233 amino acids. The transcript is spliced from 3 exons.